AUGGCGUGGCCCGAUUCAAAUACCCAAGGACCGCACAUUGCGGCGGACAACAGAGGGUCUGGCAGUCAGUACGUCACUGAAGGACAUGGAGACCAAAACGUGGCCUACGGGAACGGCGUGCAGUACAACCUGCAUGCCUACUACUACAACUUCACGCCCGUCAUCAGCUGGCUGAUGGGUCAGUGGGACCUGUCGGCCUUGAACUUCCGCCGCCACCACUCCGAGUACUGCAGCCAACGAGAACCAGGUACAGGCGGAUGGGUCCUGAGCAGCAAGGUAUUUCAGAGUUGGAAGAGCCCAUCCACAACUUCGAGGUUUCUGCAGCUACACGGAAAUCUGGGAUCCGGCAAAACCAUUCUCGUAUCCCUCAUCGUUGACACCAUAUUGGAAGAAAUAAGAGGGCGAAAUGACGUUGCUUGCAUUUACUUCUAUUCCCAAGGAGAAGACCACAAACCACCUGAGUAUAUUUGGGCCACUCUGUUGGCACAGCUCCUUCAAAAUCAUGGGUAUGAAACCCUGGCGCAGGAAGUCAUGGACGAGUUCAACAUGUCACUUCAGGGAUCGACUACACUCCAUUCAUCACAGUAUCUCCAUCUAUUCAACGCCCAAGUGGCCACGCUCAAGACAGUCUACCUGGUCAUUGAUGACUUGGACAGCUUUCCCGAUGUCCCCGGCCGAAGCUCGCGCCAGAUGAUCAUGAAUGACCUCAAAGGCAUGCCGUACAACGUCAGAGUCCUUUUCACAUCCAAGCAGGCCGGACCGUAUCAACAGCUGCGCAUUGAACCAAAGAAAAGCGACAUAGAGACCUAUGUCAGAAGUAGAGUCCAGAGCAAUGCGGUCCUCAACGGCGAGAGAGCAACGGCUAUCCAUCGGCAGGAGGUCAUCGAAGAAGUCACCAGAGUGACAUUGACGAGCAAGAUCUUUCUGUUGGCCAGGCUGCACAUGGACAACUUGAGCAAGCAGGGGACUCUUGCCGACAUCAUGGCCGCAUUGCGUCAGCUGCCCGACAGCUCACACAAUGCAUUCGAGGCGUCGAUUCAGCAAAUAACCAAGAAACCCGAGUUUCAGAGCAGUCUAGCAAGACACGUUCUUACUUGGGUGGCACAUGUAAAAUCCGACUUGAACGCGGAACAGAUUCGGGAUAGCUUUGCCAUCCAAAGGAGCAAGGGAAUACGUUUCCAAGACCAUCGGCCAUCCACAGACUCGGUGUUGUCCGUCUGCGCUGGUUUGGUCAUCAGGGACACGAGCAACGAUAGCCUGCGCCUUGUCCACGAGUCCGUGCAGGAACAUCUGGAACAACACGGCAUCAUUUCGCAGGAUGCCGAAUUGGAAGUGACCACCCGUAAUUGGUGCACCCAUCUCGGCUGCCUUGGCCAGAAAAUUGACCCCGGGACCGACGCCUUGGUUCUCAAGUUCCUGAAAGACAGCUCCAAGCUAACGAGGGCAUUUCGUCAUAUCGAUGAGACCAAGGACCGUGGUCUGGAUGGCAUGACCGGCCUACACGCCGCCAUGCAUUACAACAUCCCAUCCUGGGCGAAUCGUCUCAUCAAAAUCGGCGUCGACGUGAACGCAAAGUGUCGUGACGGCCAAACUGCUGUACACUGGGCCGUGAGGUACGGCCGGCGGAAACUCCUGAAACUACUCAUUCGAAACUCUGCAGAUUUGAAUAUGCAGGAUAGAGCUGGCGAUACACCACUACACAAAGCUCUCAUGGGGUCGACUAGCCACGGUGCUGAUAUCGUGCAAGACUUGGUUAAGAGCGGCGCGAGAUUCGACAUUCCGGGCAACGAGGGACUGAGUCCCUUGACGUCGGCCAUCAAGUAUGGUCCUACGUCCAUUGCUGACAUAUUUGUCAAGAAUCAGGUCGAUGUGAACGCCGAGAGCUACGAGGACUGCACUUCGUUGAGACAUGUGUUUUGCAGUGGGCCUGACGUGGUCGGGGGAGGCGUGGGGAAGACGGCUCGUUCAGGAACCCCAGACGGAUUGCUUAGACAAGCCGUCGAGAGCCAUGCUCGUUAUCUGAUGAAGCGCCUGUUGUGGAGAGGGGUGGACCUGAAUCGUCCCUCGGCCAAGGAUGAAUGGACUCCCCUGAUGGACGCAGUCGAGAGACAAGACGUUGACACGGUGCAGCUGCUCGCCGAACACGGGGCAGAAGUUAACAUAAGGACGAAGGAUGGUUCGACCCCGCUGAUCGAGGCGGUAAAGUUCAGAAACCAGAAACUUGUCUGGGCGCUGCUGAACAGAGGAGCCCGGCCGGAUGAGCGAAAUGACAAAGGCUGGCCGGCUCUCUUCUACGCCAUCAAGAACGGAGAUAGGGCCAUAGUUUGGCUCUUGGUCACCAAUACGGCGGACCUGACUUUUGAGGGCAAGAACAUUCCAAAUGCCCUUGAGCUGGCCUUGAAAUGCCGCGAUCUUUCCGUGGCCUGGCUCCUGUGCGAGCACGGAGCCAGUCCGGGCGCCGCUGACGACCGGGGCACAACGGCGCUGCACCGGGCUUCCAACAGGGGAAGCCUCGCGGCAGUGCGCUUUCUUGUCGACCGGGGAGUUGACGUUGAUGCCCGGGACCGCGAUGGGCGGACCCCGUUGAUGCUGGCUGCGCAGCUGGGGAAGGAGGUUGCGGUGCGCCAACUGGUGGCUGAAGGAGCCAAUGUCAAUACACAAAACGCGAGUGGAUGGACAGCAGAGGACUACGCGGGGGGUCAUGCUGGCAUUCAGAGCUUCCUUCGCAACAAGCUUCGUCUCUAG
Messenger RNA from Hirsutella rhossiliensis, 2745 nucleotides. RefSeq names its product ankyrin repeats (3 copies) domain-containing protein. Gene Ontology annotation, molecular function: protein binding. NCBI's taxonomy places the organism in Eukaryota, Fungi, Ascomycota, Sordariomycetes, Hypocreales, Ophiocordycipitaceae. Bases 1 to 2745 code for a protein of 914 amino acids. The transcript has 7 exons. The record is from RefSeq and is a predicted model, not a curated record.